This is a messenger RNA of Staurois parvus, 301 nucleotides long. NCBI's taxonomy places the organism in Eukaryota, Metazoa, Chordata, Amphibia, Anura, Ranidae. The record is from the annotation of a GenBank genome assembly.
UCACUUUUACAACUUUCAAAUUUCUCUCCAGUUCCGUCCCCGGUACGUCCCGAUGUCGCAGGGAACGGAACCCAGAAGACAGAUGCCGGCAUCGGCCAGAUUACAUUGCCGGGGACACUGCAGGAGGGACAUCACGGGAGCGCAGGACAAGGUAAGUGAUCCCGGAGCAGCCCUGCAAGGUAUUCCCCAGUGUAGCUCAGGGUUACCGCUUGUGGUGCUGAAACUUUACCCCGAGCUACACUCGGGAAUACUGCCAGGGAGGUUAAGAAAACUUUUGCCUUGUCCUGCGCUCCCGCAAUAU